AGCAGUUUUUAGUUUCGAGUUUUGUGCUGUCGUUGGCAGUUCGGCCGCAAAUUGAAGUUUAGUUCCUUUCUGGUUGCUGUCAAAUGUCGUCAUGUUUUCUUGAACGUACGCGCGACGCGGCAAUAAAAAACAAAACAUAAGAUUCAAGCAGUAAUUUGCAUUCAACAACCAGUAAUUAUAUAGUGGAUGACGCGAAAAGUAAAAGCACGCAAACAUUUAAAGAAAUAAUGGAUACAAAUCAAUAACAAAAAUAAAAUUAAUUUAUGUAAAAAUAUUUUUUAUAAUUAAAUUAUUAAACAGAACAAUUAAAAUUUUCUGUCAACGCCAACACAUUGGAUUAACGGCGUUCGACUGAUAAAACAAAAAUUAAUACAACAACAAUAACAAGUGUUGAUAAAAAUCUAUUGAAAGAAGUUGACAAAACCAAUUCCAUUCUUUAUAAAUUAAUUAAUUUCAAAGUGGUUAUGUAGCGUGUGACAGCUGUAGAAAAGAAUUUUGGAAUAUUAAGUGAACAAAACUGUAGCAACAUUAAGUGAAGCGAGUGAUAAGCGAAAAAUUUACAAGAAAUUGGAAACUUGCAAAAAAUAAAUAACAUAAAUUUCUGUGCAGUAAAAAGUGACAGACCAAAAUAAAACCAAACAUUAACAAAACUAAUUUGUGAAAGUUUGGUUUUCACAAAAAAAAACAACAAAAAAAAAUUGGAUUAACUGCAUUAACGGUUCGUGUCGAGUGGAUUGUACAUAAGCAAGCAAACACGGCUGGCGGACUGUUUGUCUAUCAAGUGACAGCGGUGAAAUUUGUUUGGCGAAAGGCAACAAAUGUUACGAGAGAAAACCAAAAAAAAUUUGGAGCAGUGCAAUAAAAGUGCUCGUCUUGCAAAAUAUACAUAGUAACAACAGUAUAGUAACAGUAAAAUGCAGAAACCAGUGCCGGACGCAAUUUUUUGCUAAAAAAAGGGAAAAAAUAUUUCACUAAAGAUUACGAAAAAGUUACAAAACUAAAUGUAUUGAUUUUUUUCGCAGAACGUAGUAAAAAUAUAAAAAAAAUACAAAAGCACGUGUGGCAAAAAGUGCGCAACAAAAACAAAUUGUAAACUAAAAAUAAUAAAUAACGCACACAGCUGAUAAGAGGAAUUAAAUUCUAUGAUAACUGCUUUUCAAAGCAAAAAUAAGUGUUAGCUGGAAUUGAAAAUGUUAUUAAAGCAUUAAAUUGAUUUAAACUAACAAAAACAAAGUGUCGUUCCAGAAAAAAUUAAAAUAAUUAAAUUGUGGCAAAAUCAAAAAUUAUGCAAAACUGCGAUUAAAAACAAACAAUUUCAAUUAAAUUGUGGCAAAUUCUAAUGCAGAACCACAAGAAAUUGUUACGACGCAAGCAUACAAAAUUACGAUUGUAAAAUUUAAGCAAAACUAAUUAAAAAAAAUUAGAAAAAUUGUGAAAAAAUAAAAUUUGAUUAACUAAAUUUUAAAAGCAAGCUGCAACUUGAAAAAUAAAUUUUUAAAAACUGUGGCUCCCAUAAUGUUUUCAACGCCAAAUGAGAAGAAAUAAAAUUACGCUAAACUUUCUUAAACCUUUGUGACUUUGUGCAGCAGCAAAAACAAGAACUGUGUCGGGCCCUGCAUGUGGAGCGUUUAUGCGGUAAAUGCAGUUGCUAGACGCAAGAAUUCCUCAUUAAAAGCAAGCGCUCACGCACACACGCACCGCCACAACGUCGAGCGACCACACACAUUCGCACCCAUACUAUCAACAAAAGAACACGUGCAAGCCGACUUGAGCCAGCAGAGCAGCAACAACAGCGGCCGAUAAGCGAUAAAAUGUAAACAGCAGCAACCACAAGACAACAACAAAAAUAUAAUCGCACAUCUAUUACGCCAAAUAGUGCAGGAUAGUGACGCGCAUGGAAAGCAUGAAAAAAUAUUUAAUUCAAAAAGUAAAUGAAAUCUUACUAAAUUGCUUAAGCAAAAAGUUCCUCAAUACAAAAGUAAUUUAAAAGAAUUUUUCUUCACUUAAACAGUAUUAUUGAAAAAAAAACCUAAAUAAUUAAAUUAAUAGCAACAACAAAUAUUCCUAACUAAUUAACUGAAUUGUCAAUGCAUAGUGAAGAAAGGCAAGCAGAAAGUUUGACGACAAAAAUAAUUGAAAACAUUUUGUACUGAAAGUCUUUGGUGAACAUACAUGCGAACAUGCAUACAAUUUAAUUUUACUUAAUAAGUUAAACUCAAAAGAAAAAGAAAACAAAAAAAAACAAACAACAGGAAACGAAGUGGAGUGCAAGCGGCCGCGAGAAGGUCAGUGUUAAUGUGUGGUUUUUCGAGCGAUGCAACUGAUUGUUGACAAAAUUCCCAUGUUUUCGAAACAAACAACGAAACGUAAUUCCAAAAAAAAAAAUGAUGAAAUGAACGCCGGCGCCGGCUCCUCGAGGGCGCCAGCCUCCGGGAGCCAAAUAUCACCACAACUACCCGACGUACAAACGCAGCAACAGCAGCAGCAAGUACAACAGCAGCAGCAGCAGCAGCAACACAUUCAACAGCAGCAACAAUCCGCUCAGCAGAACAACACAUACGGCAACUAUCCCACCGUAUAUAAUACGCCCACACAGAAUGGCAUCGCACCCAUCGGCACAUAUUCCAUGGGCGAGCUAGACACUUUGCGCACACUAAAGAAUACAUUCGGCCCAAAUUCCGAAUUCACAACAACCGGCUACGGCAACUAUAGUAAUAUGGUCACGGCUAACGGUGGUGGUCUGCAGCAGCAACAACAGAUGGAUAAUAUGAGUGGAAUGGGCAGUGGAUAUGGGCAGAUGAGUGCCAAUCAAAUGCAUGGUGGCAACGUGCAGAAUCUUUACUUGAAUGGCAACAUCGGCGCUACUGGUAGUGGCAGCCCAAGUGCCACCAAUAUGAAUAGCACGGGUGGCAUUGGUGGUGCCUCUCAAGUGGCCAGUAAUCCAAAUGUUGGCAUGAAUGCCGCUUCCAACAUGCAAAUGGGUCAUGUGAAUGCGUAUAAUGGCGGUGGCGGUGGUGGUGGUCCCAGCGGCAAUCCCAGUGUUGCGCCAUCUCGGCAUCAAAUGAAUCCUAUGAACCAGAUGCAGAAUAUGACUAUGGGUGGCGGCCCACAGCUUACACCCCAACAGCAACAACAGGCAAUGAACGGCCUUGGCCCUAUGGCCAAGAUGCAAGGCAUGGCGAAUGGCGGUUAUGCACGUCGUAGUGCGCCAUAUCCCACGCCACAGAUGCAUGCGGUGCAGAAACGCGGCAAUUACGCUUCCAUGGGCAAUCCGUCAUUACAGAAUGUUCCUCAGCAAAUGAGCAUGCAACAUUAUGGUCCACAGAUGCACCCGCAAGCUGGUGGCGGUGUACCGGUGCCUAUGCAAGCGGGCGCCUAUGGCCGUGGCGGCCCAAUGGUUGGCUAUGCCAGAGCUAAUGCCAUGGCUCCGGUCGGCAUGGGUCCGGGCGGCGGUAUGGGACCCAGCGGUAUGGGUCCUGGUAGUAUGGGUCCAGGUGGCAUGGGUCCUGGUGGCAUGUGCCCAAGUAGUAUGGGUCCUGGUGGUAUGGGUCCAGGAGGUAUGGGACCUGGUGGUAUGGGCCCUGGUGGUGUGAGUGCAAUGCAACGUGGUAUGCCACAGGGUCCAGGAGCUUACAGUGCCGCAAUGGCGCAUCAACAAAAUCAAUAUUAUCCAGGCGUAAAUGGUGGUGGCGGUGGUGGUGGCAUGGGUCCGGCUGGUCCGGGUUCCUUAACGAACACCGGUGCGAUGUACCAGAAUCAAGGUUUCCAGCAAAAUUACCAACACAGCCCAGUUCCUGGUAAUCCAACGCCGCCAUUAACACCUGCCUGCAGCGUUCCAUACAUCAGUCCGAAUCCAGACAUCAAACCAAUUAUGGACAACUGUGAUGAGAUGCGACUGACAUUCCCAGUACGUGAUGGCAUCAUACUUCCACCGUUCCGCUUGCUGCACAACCUCUCCGUCAGCAAUCACGUAUUUCACUUAAAGCAGAAUGUCUACAAUACGCUCAUGUGUCGCUCCGAUCUUGAGCUGCAGUUGAAAUGCUUCCACCAAGAUGACCGGCAGAUGAACACAAAUUGGCCGCAUACAGUAACGGUAUCAGCCAAUGCCACACCUCUCACGAUCGAACGCUCCGAGAAAACGGGUCAAGCAUUGCGGCCGCUAUAUUUGAAAGCGGUUUGUCAACCCGGACGCAAUACUCUGCAACUUACCGCUAGUUCCUGCUGUUGUUCCCACUUGUUCGUGCUGCAGCUAGUCCAUCGACCCUCCGUGCGGCAUGUUUUGCAGAGUCUGCACAAACGGAACUGUUUACCCGUGGACCAUUGUGUUGCCAAAAUCAAACGCAAUUUCAUGGUGUGUGCAACAACCAGCGUUCCACUAGAAACCGGUGCUGGCAACAUGGAAGCAACCAAGUGCACCAAGAUCUCAUUGAAAUGUCCGAUCAUGAAGUCUCGAAUACGAAUGCCUGCGCGAGGGCAUGAAUGCAAGCACAUCCAGUGUUUCGAUCUGGAAGCCUAUCUGCUUAUGAAUUGCGAACGUGGCGCCUGGCGGUGUCCAGAAUGCAACAAACCUGCGCUGACUGAAAGCCUAGAAAUCGAUCAGUAUAUCUGGGUAAUUUUGGAUAAACUGAGUGGCACAGAUGUGGAUGAGGUAAUCAUCGAUUCGAGCGGUAAUUGGCGUGCGGCGCAAGGUAUGCAUCAAGGCUCACCGCUUAGCGCGAUGUCUACACAAAUGCCCAGUCCAAUGUCGGGACAAAUGGUGGGUCAAGUGCCAGGACAGAUGCCAGGUCAAAUGGUCGGCCAAACACCGAAUCAAAUGGGCGGACAGAUGCCGGGGCAAAUUGGUCCACAAAUGCCAGGCCAAAUUGGGGCACAAAUGCCAGGACAGAUGGGAGGUCAGAUGCAGGGUCAGAUAGGUCAGAUGGGAAGUCAGAUGCCAGGGCAAAUGUCAAGUCAAAUGGGUAAUCAAAUGCCAAGCCAAAUGGGUGGCCAGCUGGUAGGACAAAUGGCCGGUCAGAUGGGAGGUCCCAGUGUGCCGAGUAUUAAACAGGAAAACACCUUCGACGAUCAAUCAAAAGUGAUGUCACCAUGGGACAACUCGCAGGCGAUGAGUCCCUACAUGCAACAUGACAUGAAUGCAGGCACGCCUAAUGUACCUGGCGCUGGCCAAAUUCGCAGUCCAUUUGAUAUGUAUAGUGGUGGAGAUGUGGGCGUUACUGACCAACAUACAAGUGAUACUGGCAAUUCUCUUGACCAGCUUAACGCCAUGGAAAAGAGCUUAACAGAUCAGAUGCCACACACGCCGCACACACCAAUGCAUCCGAUGACACCCGGUGGUCCGCCAAGUGUAAGUUCGGCCCAUAAUGAACCCUCAACACCUAAUGCGAAUAUUUCGAACUCCUCACCCCAAACACCUGGCACUCCCGGACAACCCGGCGGGCCAGCAUCCAAUCGAGGUGCUGCAAGUGAAUCACAUCAGCAGCAGCACCAACAACAACAGCAUACGCAACAGUCAGUCCAGCAAUCGCAGCAAGAGCAAAUCAUAAAUUCGCUAAUAAACUCCCAGCCCAAUGGCCUGUCGAAUCUCAAUGAAACGGAUUUGAAUGCGGAAUUGAAUAUGGACAACAAUGAUGGUGCUGGGGAUUUGAAUCUUCUACCAGAUGUUGAUCCCAUGGAAAUUCUUUCAUACUUGGACCCGCAACCAGAUCUGAAUACGCCUCCAUCUAGCGGCUCAAGCAACAACAACAAUAAUGACGACAUACUUUCAGCACUAUUCGAUUGAGAUAAUCUGUUGCAAGAGUUAUUGUAAAUAUAAAAUGGAAACCACAACAAAAACAAAGCAAACCCUCAAGCGAAAGCGUUGAAUGGUUGCGAAUGCUCCAUUCUCGCAAGCAUCAAAUGCGAUACUGAUACAUACUGCUACGCAAAAUCAACAGGGUAUCCAAAAUAGAGGAAAAAAUAAAUCGGACUAAUUCGUGGCAUGUCUACUUUCGUUGAUAAUCAAAAAUGUUACAAAAGCAUUUGGCCAUAUUGUAAGCAAAAGUGUAAUGAAUAGCAGCUUUUUAUGAUUCUACAAAAUAAAAUAAUAGAGCAAAAAAAUCCAAAAUUGAAGCAUACGAAAAAUGCUGUAAUUUAUGCCAAGUCAACAUGUUUGAACAUUUUUUCGUGAAAAUCAAAGUUUAAUCAAAUAAAGUAGACAACAGUUGACAGAAAAUGCGCUUAGUCUGCGUAUGUAUUUACAAUACAAACUCCACAAUCACACGACCAUUACGCAUUCUGCUCAUCUCAUCAUAAUCAGCAUUAGCAUCAUUCAACUCAACAAACACCAGAAAAUCCAUUGUAAAGAACCAACAAAUAGUCGAAAGCUGCAGAAGCACUUGUAAAAAUAUUUAUAUAGUGUAGCAUCUACUUUUUGAGCUGUAUAUAUCAUACAUACAUAUAUACUUAGUAUUAUUAAUGUGUUAGCCAAGUUAAGAGCAGGUCAAGAUUUUACAAAGUUUCUUCGAACUUGCAUAUGUAUGUGUGUAUGUGAAAGGACUUCGGUUCGACCGUUGUAGCGGAUCUGCACAAUUUUGCCAAAUUCCCAAUGCUAUUUACAUACAUACUCACACAAACAGAAAUACAAAUAUAAAGAAUACGUGUAACUUGCACACAGAUUGUGAGAGCUUCAGUCAUAAUAGCUUUCAUUCGAGAUAAAGCUUGCACUGGCAACUGCAACAAUGAGCGCUUUGGUGUGUAGUUAAAAACAAAAGCAUGAAAUUUAAUUAAACGCUAACUCGCGCGCAUCAAUUAAUGUUAACGAUUUUCAAAAACAAUGAAAUGUGAUUUUAAACUGUCAAGGAUACACAAAAAUAUUUUUUUUUUGUUCGUUAUAUUUUUCACAUGUACAAAAUUCAGCGCUUUAUAAACAUUGGCUUGCAAACAUACAUAAAUAGUUUGAUACAGCACGAAGGUCAACGAAAACGAAGUUAUUUUUUUAAACAAAAAAAAAAGAUAUUUUGAUUGCGUUAAGUUUUUAAUUUUUUAUAUUCAUACGCGUGCAAGUAUAGUUUUUGAAUAAAUUCAAUAAAUAUUUUACAUUUUUUUAUCGUUUUACACUCCGAAAAAAUGAAAAAUUUGGCGAGUUAAAUAUUUUUUGUAAACAAAGUAUACAAACACAAAAAAUGAAAAAAAAAAUGCUGAAGAAGAAAAGUGAUGAAUGCAACCAUUUUUUAAUGUUUCUACUGUGCAAAGUAUUAAAGUAAAAUUAAAUAAAAAAGGAAAUAGAAAUAAAAAUAACUAUUAAAAGCUGAUUAAUUUACUUGUAUAAUAAAAUAAUAUUAAAAAAAACAUGCAUAUGCAAACCCCAUGCAGAAUGGCAUAUACAAUACAUUUACAUUUACAUAAAUACUUGAAUGUGUUUGUAUGUAUACAUACAUACAUAUGUAUGCAUUGUAUUUAUUAAAUGUAUGUAAGCUAAAUUACAGUAAAUUUCUAAAUAUCGUGAGCAUGUGCGUGAGAGAGAGAAAGUGGGUGACAAAAAAACAAGAAACACAAAAAGUAAAGUUUAAUUGUUGCGUAAUUUUAAUAAAUAUUUUUUAAUUAAUUCUAGCAUUAAACGUGUAUAUAUACAUAAAGGAUAUAAACAUUCAUACUUGCAAAAAUCUAUAUACAAAUGAACACAUCACUUGCAUGUAUGUGCAUGCACACAUACAUAAACAUACUUAGUUAUGCAUGCAUGUGUUCGCAUAUGUACAAUGAAGUAUCCAAGAGAAUGCGCAUAGCAUAACAAAAACACACAUGCAUUCACACAUACAUAUAUACAAUACAUGAGAACUUUAUUGCUAAAAUCUUAAAAUCCUAUACUUAAGUAUAAAUAAUAUAUACAUACAUACUUACAUAAUAGGACUAUGAAUAAGUUCGUUUCGGUUUUACAACAGAUGGCGUAACUUGAUUAUUAUUCCAUCGAUCCACAUUUCCAAACAUUCAUUGGAGAGCUACUGUCGUAAGGCACAAACGUCAGUAUAAGUUUUUUAUUUGAAGCGUAAACAACAAUAUUUUUACCACACUUGAAAAUGUCGAAUUUCGUGCCAAAUAAUGUGUUUUUGCGGGGAAUUCUUCUUCAUUAUUUUAAUAUGAAGAAAAAAGCAGCCGAAAGUCAUCGUAUCUUGGUGGAAGUUUAUGGUGAGCAUGCUCUAUCUGAGCGAACGUGCCAGAAGUGGUUUGCACGCUUUAAAAGUGGUGAUUUUGGCUUGGAAGACGAAGAACGCGAGGGUGCGCCGCCAAAGUUCAUGGAUACCGAAUUGGAGGAAUUGCUCGAUCAAGAUCCGGCUCAAACGCAAGAAGAGGUUGCAAAAACUUUGGGAGUUGAUCAAUCAACCAUUUCCAAACGUUUAAAAGCCAUGGGAAUGAUCCGAAAGGUAGGCCAUUGGGUGCCGUAUGAAUUGAAGCCAAGAGACGUUGAACGCCGUUUUAUGGCAUGCGAACAACUGCUUCAACGGCACAAAAGAAAGGGUUUUUUGCAUCGAAUUGUGACUGGCGAUGAAAAGUGGGUCCAUUACGACAAUUCAAAACGUCGGGCAACGUAUGGAUACCCUGGCCAUGCUUCAACAUCGACGUCGGCGCAGAAUAUUCAUGGCCUGAAGGUUAUGCUGUGUAUCUGGUGGGACCAGCUGGGUGUUGUGUAUUAUGAGCUACUGAAACCGAAUGAAACGAUUACGGGGGAUGUCUACCGACGACAAUUGAUGCGUUUGAGCCGAGCACUGCGAGAAAAACGGCCGCAAUACGCCGAUAGACACGACAAAGUUAUUUUGCAACAUGACAAUGCUCGGCCACAUGUUGCACAAGUGGUCAAAACAUACUUAGAAACGCUCAAAUGGGAUGUCCUACCCCACCCGCUGUAUAGUCCAGACCUUGCGCCAUCCGAUUACUAUCUCUUCCGAUCGAUGCAACAUGACCUGGCUGACCAGCACUUCCGUAAUUACGAUGAAGUCAAAAAAUGGAUCGAUUCGUGGAUUGCGGCAAAACCGACCGAAUUUUUCACAAAGGGAAUCCGUGAAUUGCCAGAAAGAUGGGAAAAAGUAGUAGUAAGCGAUGGACAAUAUUUUGAAUAUUAAAUUUGUAACCAUUUUACGUCAAUAAAGUUUCAAAUUUCGAAAAAAAACCGCACGAACUUAUUCAUAGUCCUAUUAUAAAAAUUUAUUUUAAUUUAACUUUAAAAUUUAACUAAAGUAAAGAAAAUUUAAAAACAAAAAUUAAAUAAAAAUUUUAAAAAUCAUAAAAUCCCUACAUCAACAAAAAGUAUGCAAACAAUAUGGAAUUAACAUUUUAAGGUGUUAAAAAGAAAAAAACAAAAUAUAAAUAUUUAUGACAUAAGAAAAUAUUAAACAGUAAAAUUAUAGUGACAAAGUAAAACUAAAUAUGUAAUAAAUCUUAAAUAAUAUGUUUAAAGUAUUUAAAAACCAUUUACAUACAUACAUGCCUGUAUCUGUGUGUGUAUUUGAUGAAAAAUUAAACCGAAAUAUUGUAAAUAAUUAAUAGUUUUGUGUGAAAAAAUGAUGGCAUAUAUAAAAAGAGAAUUCAAAUUGAUACAAAGUACACAAAAAUAAAAAAGUAUUAAAAACAACAACAAAAAUGUGAUUUUUCUUUUCAUUUCCACUUAUUUUUUGCCUAAACACUGACCAUUCAUGGGCAUCUGUUCGCUACCGAUAAUGAAACUGGCACAAAGUAUAGAAGACGUUGUAAGCAGUUAAGGACAAAAACAAAAAAAAAAAAAACCAUUAAAAAAUUGUUAAAUUAAUUUUCAACUCCAAUUGGCA
Messenger RNA from Anastrepha ludens (Mexican fruit fly), 9794 nucleotides. It is a transcript of the gene tna, whose product is annotated as zinc finger MIZ domain-containing protein 2. The record is from RefSeq and is a predicted model, not a curated record. Gene Ontology annotation, biological process: regulation of transcription by RNA polymerase II; protein sumoylation. Lineage: Eukaryota; Metazoa; Arthropoda; Insecta; Diptera; Tephritidae. Bases 2315 to 5779 code for a protein of 1154 amino acids. Gene Ontology annotation, molecular function: zinc ion binding; SUMO ligase activity. The transcript has 12 exons.